AUGCCUGCGGCAGCUGCAGCGCUAUGCGAGUAUUAUGGCUACCUGCCGAGACUCGUCCGCCAUACGGGGCUGCUUCCAUCGACAUGCACCUCUGCGACUUCAUCGAUGGCCCCAACAGCGCUGCACUCGUCACUCUACGGGGCAGACCCUUCUCCUCCCGUGCGGAGCGGCGAGUUCGAGCUCCCGUCCACCUACUCACUGCGCAAACCGUUGGUGUAUGACAUUGCUGAGCUGCCACCCAAGUCGGUCUCAUCCUUGCGCCUAGUCAUUAUCAGCGACACCCACGAGCGGCAUCGAGAGAUGAGUGUUCCAAACGGCGACGUGCUAGUGCACUGCGGCGACAUCCAGGAAGGCUUGAACUUUAUGCGGGACGUCAAAGCGAUGCUGACCGAUUUUUCUGCCUGGUUCACGGAUAACACGUUGCACCCGCACCCCGUGAAGUUGAUCAUUGCGGGUAACCAUGACAAGGCUAUUGCUGCAAUGCCUACAGAAGAUGUUCGCCGACUUUUUGCACCUGCUGUGUAUUUGUGCGAGGACAGUGUGGUGGUGGAACCCGCCAAUGUGCGCUUCUACGGUUCACCACGCUCCAUCUCCAACUCUCGCUGGAGCCCCAAUACCGCAUUUCAGGGCAAAAAGGCGUGGAAGCCUUUCAUGUUCGCCUCGGCGCGGCAAGAGGAUGGGCCAGCAGCCGUUUCCACUGCUCCUCGAUGCUCGCCGGAGCAGCCUCUUCGUGCGCGGUUCGAAGGUGGCACUCCAGGGGGUCCUGUCGAUGUCUUGGUCGUUCACCAAAGUCCAGACAUUCCCAGAGCCCACCACAGCGUUGAGGAGCAGCCAGUUUGCACGUAUACUCAACAGGUGGCGCCGCGCCGCGUACUUCUUUGUGGACAUCUUCACGGUGCACAUGGCAUGCAUCGGCUGCCAGUGCCUGAGCUUGUCAGGAAGUCGUUUCGCGUGGCGACACGAGAUGGCGGGGGCCAGCCUGAGGGGGUGGUGAGACUGGAUGAAAUUCCGUUCCUUCCGUGCAUUAACGCCGCCAUGAUGGUUGGCCGCUUUGGCCAGAACGUGCUGCUCCCUCCGAGCGUCGUGGACCUGGAGCUGUGA
This is a messenger RNA of Leishmania mexicana MHOM/GT/2001/U1103, 1101 nucleotides long. RefSeq lists its product as hypothetical. Lineage: Eukaryota; Euglenozoa; Kinetoplastea; Trypanosomatida; Trypanosomatidae. The transcript has a single exon. Bases 1 to 1101 code for a protein of 366 amino acids. The record is from RefSeq and is a predicted model, not a curated record. Gene Ontology annotation, molecular function: hydrolase activity.